Messenger RNA from Brassica napus (rape), 1236 nucleotides. RefSeq lists its product as uncharacterized. The coding region runs from base 1 to 1236 and encodes 411 amino acids. The record is from RefSeq and is a predicted model, not a curated record. Lineage: Eukaryota; Viridiplantae; Streptophyta; Magnoliopsida; Brassicales; Brassicaceae. The transcript has a single exon.
AUGGCGGCGGCGAAUGCACAAGACGGUGUUUCCGAUGACCUAAACUACGAAACGUGGGCUCCCACCGCGAAAACAACACUCGUGGAGAAAGGUCUCUGGGACGUUGUUGAAAACGGACUCUCUCCCGAUCCUACGAAGAUUCCAGAGUUAGCGGCGACGAUCAAAGUCGCGGAUCUCGCUCACUGGAGAAACCGCGUGAUGAGAGACAUCAAAGCGCUGAAGAUACUGCAAGCCUCUCUCCCGGAUUCGUCUUUCAGGAAGACCAUCACGGCUGCUUCGGCCAAGGAGCUUUGGGAUUCGCUCGAGAAAGGUAACGAAGAAGCGAAACUCCGUAGGCUAGAGAACCAAUUCGAGGAACUUAGCAUGUGCGAAAAGGAAUCGAUCGUUUCCUACUUCGCUAGGGUUUCGAGAAUCGUUGAAGAGUUGCAGAAAUCUGAUUACGAGGUUGUGAAGAAGGUUUUGGGAUCGCUCUCGGGGUCGUACAAGGAAGCUGCUCCUGUGAUUGAAGAGCUAAUGGAUCUGAAGACGAUGAAUCUCGAGAGCCUCGCUGAGUUUUUUCGUAGAUUUGAUGCGAUGCCAGAUGAAUAUGUUCAUCAAGAGAUUAAGCGAAACAGGCUUAAAGCUAUGUUUGGUAUUGGCAAAUGGUGUGACGUGUGCUACAAGGAAGAUCAUAACCUUGAAGAGUGUCAUUCCAUCCCUAAGGAAGGGGACUGGGGUGUUAAACAAGGGAUUUAUGGAAGACACUGCUUCAGACGGGCCGGGACUGAAGCUCAGAAUCAGACAGAACUGGUAGUUGACUACAUAUUGCUGGCGAAGUUAGAGUUGGGUGCCUUCACAUACGAUGAGGAUAUGUGGAUGAUAUACGGCCACGCCACGAGCAACAUGACUCCGCAUGAGAAGCUUUUCACCAGUCUAGACAGAACGCAGAAGGCUAAGGUUGGUUUGGUGGACGGAACUGUUAUCGUGGCGGAAGGAAGAGGAGAUGUGAAGAUUGUGAUGAAGGGAGGGAAGAAGAAGACGACGACGAUCAGGGAUGUGCUUUUUGUUCCACGUGGGAUCAACAGAAACGUGUUGAGUGUUCCUCUGAUGACAUCGAGAGGCUGUUCGUUCAAACCUGGAGAGAGAGGUGAAUGCGUUGUUCGUGAUAAGACGGGAGCUGUGUUUGGGGAUACUACGUGGGAUGAGAGAGGUUUGUCUAUACGUAUGCAGGUGGUUAAAGCCAAUAUCUCCUCUUAG